Messenger RNA from Sipha flava (yellow sugarcane aphid), 1269 nucleotides. Its product is annotated as protein takeout-like. Lineage: Eukaryota; Metazoa; Arthropoda; Insecta; Hemiptera; Aphididae. The transcript has 6 exons. The coding region runs from base 370 to 1173 and encodes 267 amino acids. The record is from RefSeq and is a predicted model, not a curated record.
ACCACGUUCAAACUAGUCUUCUUCGGCGCUUACGAUAUUACGCCGGUCGCAAGUAUUACGCCAACGUUCCGCGUGUCCGUCAUCUGUAACGCGAGUUCAGUCCGUUUUUAUUUCUUUUUAGCGGAUUGACUUUUGGAAGAUAUUCCGUACGAUUUCCUUGUAUUUUGUCCGUCACCAGCAGCCGUUGAUAAACGUGUACACACCGUAGACGCAACGCCGGGCUUCAGCGUGCAAAAAAUAAAUCGAAAUUAAAGAGAGAGAUAAAUUUGAAUCGCGAUCGCCUCACGCACUAAUACUAUAAUAACGCCAAUACGUUACAAUUAAACAACAAUAUAUUGAUCUGCAACGCGUACAGUGAACUGCCCAAGAAUGAUACACCCCACAGCAAUUGUCUUUUGCGGUUCAGCCCUCGUCGGAUGCAUAGUGAUGAUCGGAGCCAUAAGUAACGAAAAGCCGAUUAUACAAGACACCAUACCGCCACUCCAGACCACUCCUAUUUGGUUAAACGCUUGCAGAAAGAAAGACCCGAAUUUGAACGAAUGCUUUCGUAUGACUUUCCAGAACAUGUUUCCCUAUUUGGCUAAAGGUAUACCGGAAAUCGGAACUAGGCCGUUCGAACCAAUGCAUAUUGACAGAGUUGCAUUAACUAAAGGCCAAGGUGCUGUAACAUUAUCCGGAGCAUUUACAAAUCUUAUUGUUCAUGGACCAAGUAAUACAACUGCGUUAUAUACCAAGUUAGAUUUAGUUAAAAAUCGUCUAGAUAUCGGACUUUUCAUACCAAUAAUCAAAGUUGAAUCAAAGUAUGACCUUAAAGGAAAUUUAUUAUUACUGCCACUGGUUGGAGUAGGUGAUGCUAAACUGUACUUAAAAAAUGUAACAACACACGUACAGACAAAAAUAUAUUUCCCCAAGUAUAUGAAUGAAACAGUUAUGAUGGCCAACAGUAUGAAAGUGGACUUUAACUUGGCAGCCAUGCGUGUAAACUUAGACAAUUUAUUCAAUGGCAACAAAGUGUUAGGACGGACUGUCAACACCUUUUUAAACCAAAACGCGUUAGAAGUAGUAAACGACCUAAAGGAAAAUAUCGGUGAAAAUCUUUCGAUUAUAUUCAAACAGAUUAUGAAUGAUGCUUUUAGCCAUAUGCCAACAAGACUAUGGCUACUAGAUGAUUAGUUGACUUGUGUAACUAUUAUAUGAGCAUUAAUGUACAUACAGCCUAUUUCAAAGUAUUUUAACAUACCAAUAUGUUUAUAAUUAUGAUUAAGAAAA